AUUUAUAUAUAUUACUAUUAUCCUUCUCUUCAUAACUUUUGCCAUGUGUUUGAGUUUCACUAGCCAACUCUUUUUUUUUCUUUUUGAUCUUCUCCCAUUCCCAACAUCAAAUGCAAAAAUAUUGACUUGGGAAAUCAAAACUUAGAAUAUCAAUAAUAAUUAAAAAAAAAAAAAAAAAAAAACAACCCAAAUUUUACAACAAUGAGGCUAUGGAGAAAAGCAUCUGGCUUUAUUAAUGAUCAUAAAAAUUUAUGGCUGGCCAGCUUAUCAAGAAGAACAUCAAUUAGAAAUCCAGAAAUGGAAUCUGCAAUAAUUAAAGCAACAAGCCACGAUGAAAGCGGGAUCGAUUUAAAAAAUGUAGAUCGCGUAUAUAAGUGGUUACGAUUAUCUCCUAGCCAUUUAAAAUCUCUUGUAAGGUCAAUUUCGUUACGUAUGGAAAAAACAAAAAGUUGGGUUGUUGCAAUAAAAGGUUUAAUGUUAAUGCAUGGGGUCUAUAGCUCUAAAAUUCCUGCUAUACAGAGGAUCGGAAGAUUACCUUUUGAUUUAUCGAAUUUCAAAGAUGGACAUUUGGGUAAUAAAGUUUGGGGUAUAAACGCUUUUAUUCGCGCUUAUUUUACCUAUCUUGACCAAAAAUCAUCUCUUCUUUUUAUGAAUUUGCAAGAAAGGAGGAACCUACAAAAUUUGAAACAUGUCGAUAAUAACAACGAUGAUAAUGAUAAUGAUAACGAUAUCAACGUUGCUGUUGUUGAAGGAGGACGAUAUUCGAUGAUUCAAGAUCUUGUUGUCAUACAAAAAUUACAAUUUUUACUUGAUAUGUUACUUGAAAUUAAGCCAUUAUGUGAUAAUGCUGUUGUUCCUCUUGUUCUUGAAGCUAUGGAUUGUGUUAUGAUUGAAGUUUUUGAUGUAUAUAGCAGAAUUUGCAAUGGAAUUGCUCGAAUUCUAUUGCGAAUUUAUUCGGCUGGAAAAGUCGAGGCCAGUAUGGCACUUAGGAUCGUGCAAAAAGCCACGGUCCAAGGUGAAGAAUUGUCUAUAUAUUUCGAGUUAUGUCAAAGUAUAGGGGUGAGAAAUGCCCAAGACUUUCCAAGUAUUGAGCAGAUCCCACAUGACGAUAUCAAAGACCUCGAAGAAAUCAUCAAUAGGGUUUCUGAAAAGGACUCGACAAUGACUUGUCAUCAAUCGGUGCACCACCAGAGUAAAGACAUCGUUUUGGUACAGAAUCUUGAACAAGAGAACAAGUUGAGGACGAUAAUUACUAAUGAUUGGGAAAGAUUCGAUGAAGAUUUGAUGGAACAUAAAGGGCAGACAGGUACGCUGAAGUUUCCGCUAUGCGCGGGGCCCAAUGGAGUCAAUCCUUUUGAAACAUGUACAAACAAUGUACCUAGGAAAACUCAAGAGUUACCAGACCUAAUUAGCUUUCUAUAGCAAAAAUGACAUGAUGUGACACAUGCAAAUGCAUUGGUGACAAAUUAUUAUUUACAUUAUACAUGCAUAUUUGUAUCACUAUAGAUACUAUUAAUCAAAAGAAUCAAAGUUUGUACCGUGCAGUGGCGGAAGCUGAAUUUUCACUAAGAAGGUUCAAGUACAUUUGCUAUAUACACAUUACGAAAAAAAAUCGAUCUUGUAUAUAUAUAGUGUAAUUUUCUGACCCUUCUGUCCUCUCUA
Capsicum annuum is the source of this 1662-nucleotide messenger RNA. RefSeq names its product putative clathrin assembly protein At1g25240. Gene Ontology annotation, molecular function: phosphatidylinositol-4,5-bisphosphate binding; 1-phosphatidylinositol binding; clathrin heavy chain binding. Gene Ontology annotation, cellular component: clathrin-coated vesicle; clathrin-coated pit. The transcript has a single exon. Lineage: Eukaryota; Viridiplantae; Streptophyta; Magnoliopsida; Solanales; Solanaceae. Bases 202 to 1422 code for a protein of 406 amino acids. Gene Ontology annotation, biological process: clathrin coat assembly; clathrin-dependent endocytosis; vesicle budding from membrane. The record is from RefSeq and is a predicted model, not a curated record.